This is a messenger RNA of Octopus sinensis (East Asian common octopus), 1561 nucleotides long. RefSeq lists its product as uncharacterized. The coding region runs from base 337 to 1488 and encodes 383 amino acids. The record is from RefSeq and is a predicted model, not a curated record. The transcript has 4 exons. NCBI's taxonomy places the organism in Eukaryota, Metazoa, Mollusca, Cephalopoda, Octopoda, Octopodidae.
UUUAAUGACGGUUAAUGUGUUUGUGCAAAUUUUGUUUCCAGGAAAAGAACGCAUCUUUCAUCGAUCGAAUAAAAGAUUUCUAAAAAUGAAUUACUAAUUCUCAUUUCGAGUGAUCAGAAAUAUAACGACUAAAUGCUCGUGACAAAAGCGAUAUAUAAAAACAAAGCAAAACAUUUCUGUUUGCUUUAUUCGGAUGCUAAAACUCUGAAGUAGUUCUUGAUCGAAAACAAUAAUAAUUACGAGUUGCAUCCAAAUCUCAAAGCCUAAUAUUACCGAUUCUUUUUUUUUUUUUAUAAAUAUUUACUUCAAAAACUUAUAGAUUUAUCUUCUUUAAUCAUGGAAAACCCCAAAAAUAUAAUUACAUCUAAUUUUAAAAGUAAAGGUUAUGAAAAUGUUAACCCAGUUGUAUUGCCUCCGAAAUGUAUGAGCCUCAAUGAUUUUCAUCUUGACAAUCGGAAUACAUUUCUUGAUUCUCACAAUGAAAAGGAAUUGCCACAAUCGUCAAAGAAAAAACGAAAAAUCAAAAAGCAACAUAUCGAUCACUGGCAUAUUAACAAAGAAUAUCGUGAAGAAAUCGCAUCGUUUUCAUCUCACAACGAAGAUCAUAUCAAUUGUACGGAUCAAAAAUAUAUAUCAGAAAAUGAAUUCUUCAAUGAUGCUCCCAUUACGAACACAUCUUUAAUAUAUUCUGAAUCUAUAGGGACAAAGAAAAAAGCACAAAAAUAUGAGAAGAACCAGUAUAAAGCUAAAUGUGGGUUUACCAAUUCUAUGGAGAAACCAAACAGGUCACACAACUCAAGUUCAAAAAACAGGAAACGUAAAAAAAAUUCAAAUUCAUUCAUUCAGUACUCUCUAUUGGACCAACAAGCGUUCCUGUUAUGGUUCAGCGAGCAGUAUUUUGAAUGCAGCCAGCGUUACCCGUAUGAUACCCACCAGGAACUGCAAGAGAGAAAGAAACCAGAAUGGCAGGAAUUAGAAAGCCGUCGAAAAGCUUUCUAUUAUCUGCGGGCCCAGAAUGCAUCACGUGAUGAGUAUAAACAUUCUUACACAGACACACCCACAGAAACUCAAAUGAAUACACAUAAUGAUGGAACAAAAGAAUGUUUAGAAAAUCAGAAAAAACAAAAUAUUAUUAACAAGGAAGAUGAUAAUUCGUUAUUCAUAUCGCAUCCAGAACAACAGAUUCAUUGGAAUAACCAAUUUAUGAACUAUCAUAAUCAGAAAGCGUCUAGUGUAUAUAAUCUCAAUAGUCCCAGAAUAUCUUCAACAGAUUUCUGGCAACAAAAACCAAAAGACAUGCAAUGUAAAUGCAAAGAGAAUUUGACUAUGAAAGAAAGUUUUCAUGAACAAAAUUUCAAUUGGAUAGUGCAGAAAUUAAUAUUAGGACAAUAUGUGAAUUUUCCAUCCAAUAUUUAUUCGGAGCAACUAUCAUUGACUCUUACACUUCUAGCUGAAUUGGAAGCUAGUGGUGCAUUAGCAGUUGGUUAACAAUAGCCGAUGGGAUUGACUUGUAUCAUCAUAAUGAGAUACAACCUAUUCAGACAAUAAAAAUAUUAACUUU